This is a messenger RNA of Merops nubicus (carmine bee-eater), 2040 nucleotides long. RefSeq names its product aryl hydrocarbon receptor nuclear translocator-like 2 (gene BMAL2). Gene Ontology annotation, biological process: regulation of transcription by RNA polymerase II. The coding region runs from base 1 to 1761 and encodes 586 amino acids. Gene Ontology annotation, cellular component: transcription regulator complex; nucleus; aryl hydrocarbon receptor complex. Gene Ontology annotation, molecular function: RNA polymerase II cis-regulatory region sequence-specific DNA binding; DNA-binding transcription factor activity, RNA polymerase II-specific; protein dimerization activity. Lineage: Eukaryota; Metazoa; Chordata; Aves; Coraciiformes; Meropidae. The record is from RefSeq and is a predicted model, not a curated record. The transcript has 16 exons.
AUGAAUCCCAUAGCUAAGCCAGCUACCACCCCUUCUUUCAAUGCUGCUGCGACAGAGGUUCCAAGGAAGCGCAAAGGAAGUGAUUCUGAUAACCAGGAUACAGCUGAAGUUGAUGGUGAUCCUCAGAAAAGGAGUGAAGAUGAAGAACAUGUUAAAAUAAAAGAUUUCAGAGAGGCUCACAGUCAAACAGAGAAACGAAGAAGAGACAAAAUGAAUAAUUUGAUUGAGGAGCUGUCUGCUAUGAUACCUCAGUGCAAUCCCAUGGCACGGAAGCUGGACAAGCUUACAGUGUUACGGAUGGCUGUACAGCACUUAAAAUCUUUAAAAGGUUCCACUAGCACCUAUACAGAAGUCCGGUAUAAACCUUCAUUUUUAAAGGAUGAUGAGCUCCGACAGUUAAUCCUUAGGGCUGCAGAUGGAUUCCUGUUUGUGGUUGGAUGCAACAGAGGGAAAAUUUUGUUUGUCUCAGAAUCAGUUUGCAAAAUACUUAAUUAUGAUCAGGCCAGUUUAAUUGGACAAAGCUUGUUCGAUUACUUGCAUCCAAAAGACGUUGCAAAAGUUAAGGAGCAACUUUCUUCUUCAGAUGUCUCUCCUAGGGAGAAACUUGUAGAUGGGAAAACUGGCUUGCAAGUACACACAGAUUUCCAAGCUGGACCAGCUCGACUGAAUUCUGGUGCUCGACGUUCCUUCUUCUGUCGGAUAAAAUGUAGUAGGACCGCAGUCAAAGAAGAAAAGGAGUGCUUGCCCAACCCAAAGAAGAAAGAUCACAGAAAAUACUGUACCAUUCACUGUACUGGGUAUUUGAAGAACUGGCCUCCUAAUGAGGUGGGAGUAGAAGAGGAAAAUGAUGUAGAGAAGGACAGUAGUAACUUUAACUGUCUUGUUGCAAUUGGGAGGUUACAUCCUUAUAUUGUUCCACAAAAGAGUGGAGAGAUAAAAGUGAAAGCAACAGAAUUUGUUACACGAUUUGCCAUGGAUGGAAAAUUUGUUUAUGUAGAUCAGCGUGCAACAGCAAUUUUAGGUUAUCUGCCACAAGAGCUUCUAGGAACUUCGUGUUAUGAGUACUGCCAUCAAGAUGAUCACAAUCAUCUAGCUGAAAAACAUAAAGAAGUGUUGCAGAAUAAAGAAAAAGUAUUUACAAAUUCCUACAAAUUUAGAGCAAAAGAUGGAACUUUUAUUACUUUAAAGAGUCAGUGGUUUAGUUUCAUGAAUCCAUGGACCAAAGAGCUGGAGUACAUUGUAUCAAACAACACUGUGAUAUUAGGUCAUAAUGAGUCAGCUGAAGAACAGGUCCUCUACAGUUCGCAGCCUGCAGAAGAUGCUGUGAAACAGUCUUUAGUAAGUGUACCUGGAAUGUCCUCUGGAACAGUUCUUGGUGCUGGAAGUAUAGGAACUGAAAUUGCAAAUGAAAUAUUAGAAUUGCAAAGGUUGCAUUCUUCACCGUCUGGAGAGUUAAGUCCAUCAUGUCUCUUGAGGAAGUCAUCUUCUCCAGCUUUAACUGUAAACUGCAGCAAUGUGCCAAAUAAAGAGUUGAUACAGUUAUGUUCUUCGGAAACAGGAGUUUUGGAGACUUCAGAACAAAAUCAGGGUGCUAUUCCAUUUCCCAGUAAUGAACCUCUCCUCAGUGGUAGUUCCCAGCUGGAUUUUGAUGCAAUAUGUGAAAAUGAUGACACUGCUAUGACGGCUCUUAUGAAUUACUUGGAGGCUGAUGGAGGACUUGGAGAUCCAGCUGAACUCAGUGAUAUACAAUGGGCUCUCUAGUUUUGCUUUUUCAAAAUAAGAAGGAAUGUAAAAUCCAUAAUGCACAACAACCGUACAUCCUCAGUACUGUAUUAUAAUUUUGUAAUGUUUCAUUUGAAUUCAUAGUUACUGUCUAUAGAUUUCUAAAGACUGAAGCCUUGUUCAGAGAGAGUUCCUGCUGCACCUAAGGAAAGAUGCAAUAUUUUUUUUCAUGAUGGGGAAACCUUGAAAUUUUAAUACUGAACCAUCUGUAACUGGAAUGCUUAAAACACACUACUAUAUUUUUGCUAAGAAGCUUUA